CUCACUCUCUAUUUGCCAUUUUCAGUUACUCCCAUUCAAACAAAGAAAGACGAAGGCUUAUCUGCUACUACACCUAAUAAAGCCCUACUUUAUUGCCAUUUUCCCCUUUAUUUCACUUCUUCUUGAUCGUCGUCUAGCUCACAACAAUGGCUCCUAGAGCAAGACACAAAAAGAGAUUAAGUAGAAUGGAUGCAGCAGUUGAUGCCAUGGCACCUCUCGGCUUUGAUGAACGCCUCGUUAAGAAAACUGUCAAUAAACUUCUCAAGUUAUAUGGAGGAGAUGAAUCGUGGAAGUUUAUAGCGGAAUACGGUUACAAUGUGCUCCUUGAAGCUCUUCUUUCCGAUCAAGACGAACAGCAACCCCAAACACAAAUGCAGGGCAUCUCCUCACUAGAUGAAAGACCAGAAGACCCUGCUCUAGAUAGCGCCAUUGGUCCUUCAGGCACUAUUGUUGAUUCCACAUGCAAUGAACAAAGCGCCAUUGGUCCUCCCUCAGGUGCUCUUGUUAUUUCUACAUGCAAUGAAGCUGGCAAUACUGUAGGAGAAACAGCAUGCUCUGAGCCUGUGAAUGCAGUAGGAGAGCCAACACAUGAAGAGCUUUGCAGCAACAAACAAGACAUUGGCAGUAGCGAAGUAUUUUGUCCCCCGCCAGCUGAAGGAGGUAGAAAUAGGUGGAAAGACAUAGGGGAGGACCAACCAUCUAUCGAGAAGGGGGUGGCUAAGGCUGCUUGUAGUGAUGGAAGAAAUUCUGUGAAUCCCGGGAGUAAGUCUCAUGUUUUUGCUACACCUCCGGCUUCUUCCCCAUGCCCAGUUAAUCAUCUCAAAAUGUGUUCUGGGAGUCGAGUGCUGCAAGUGGGAAGCAACUCUCAUGUUUUAGCUCCACCUCCAACUUCUUCCUCAUGCCCAGCUAGUAAUCUCAAAAUGUCUUCUGGGAGCCAAGUGCAAUCACGGAGAAACUCUCAUGUUUCAACUCCACCCGCAACUUCCUCAUGCACAGUUAAGAAUCUCCCUCCCCCUGCUGAUGAUUGCCCAACAACUCUUCCUUCCUCAAAGCCAGUUAGCAUUCAACUGCCAAGAAGGCGCUUUCCUUGUUAUGGCUGGAUUGAAGAUGAUGAAGAGGAUGCUGAAGACUUCAUACAACUGCAACCAAUGAAACCAACUACACCACUGCAGUCACAAAAUUCAAGUGGGGGGAUCAGAAAGCGCAUGAAACGCAAAUCAAGGUGGGAUAUUACACCCUAUGAUCUCUAGUAUAUCCUCUCUUGCUCUCUUGUCUCAGUAUGUAGACAUGCUGUAUUGGCAUAGAAGACAUUGUUGUUUGCUGGACUUUUGUUUUGAAAUUUAGUUUUCAAGUCAAGAAGCAUGGAUGAUUGUGGAAGAAGUAUUAAGACAGGUUGUUAGUCUAAGAAGGUUCUGCUUUUCUUGCUCUCAAACCUGAUUUAGGACUCCCAACUUCUAUUUUGAAUGCAAAUCUAUAAAUCAAAGAGAGCUACAUUUGUUUCCUA
This is a messenger RNA of Lycium barbarum (goji berry), 1504 nucleotides long. RefSeq lists its product as uncharacterized. The coding region runs from base 147 to 1250 and encodes 367 amino acids. The record is from RefSeq and is a predicted model, not a curated record. The transcript has 5 exons. Lineage: Eukaryota; Viridiplantae; Streptophyta; Magnoliopsida; Solanales; Solanaceae.